Haliotis rufescens (red abalone) is the source of this 1351-nucleotide messenger RNA. RefSeq lists its product as uncharacterized. The record is from RefSeq and is a predicted model, not a curated record. The transcript is spliced from 2 exons. The coding region runs from base 1 to 1239 and encodes 412 amino acids. Lineage: Eukaryota; Metazoa; Mollusca; Gastropoda; Lepetellida; Haliotidae.
AUGCUGAGAAGGGAUCAUGUGUUAUUCCUCACCGCUGUGUUUGUGGGGACUGGACUCCUUGUCUUAACUACCCGGGAACCUGCGCAGUUCAUGACCAUCCUGGACACAGGCUAUUCGAACUUCACUCAUCAUUUUUCUCUCCACCCAAAAGGUUCACAGGCCGAGUGCAAAAACGUUUUGGACGAAAUGGUGAGAGGAACGUGGACACCGAGGAACGUGACGUUUGAAGAAAGACAGAAAGUUGAAAGAUUCUUGAUAGCUUCCAGAGGAAAAUAUUUCGUACCAACAACCUUGGCACGCCCCGAUGGUGUUUGUGGAAAUACAACUUUUGACUUUCUGAAAGGCCUACAACACCAGGCUCUGUGGUUCCGACCCCUGUGUGAUCCGUUUGGUCCAACGCCAUGUUGCUAUAACAACAAGUGCGUGUAUAAGACAGUGAAGGAAUGUAUGUGUGAGAGCUGUUUUGACAUGCGCAGACCUAUUAAUGCUGAACUUGCUGAUUGGAAACCAUCAAACCCCAAUUGUCAGAUCUCAAUGUUGAACAAAGACGAAGCGUGUGAACUAAUUAAAGGGGCUACUAUCUACUACAUCGGGGACUCGUUCUUGAGGCAGAUGUACACCGUGACUGUCCACAUCCUCACUGGCAACUAUAAGGACUCCACGCUAAAGUCUUCAACACCAAAAGGGUGGCGGGAGUACUGUUCAGGCUGGAUGCAGCUGCUGUGCUACUCCUACUUAAACUACGCCGCUCCCGUGUGUGGCAGCCAGACCAACGUCAUCCAUGUUGAACUCCUCACACACAAUCACGGCCCAAGAUUACUCAGCUUACUGAAAAGUAAAAAGAACCAGAAGUCUAUUUUCUUUGUGGGCAUUGGUAUCCACGGGACCUAUAAUGAACAGCUGGUCUGGAAGAACUUUCUUUCUCCAUCAAUCAACUUUCUACACGAAAGCGCAAGAAAUAAGAUAGUAUGGCCGAAACUGGUGUGGGUUUCCCCCCACGCUCCCGGAAUACUGAAAACACCACGGGUUCCAGGCCAGAGUUACAGCAGCGUUGUCAGAUAUAACGCCUUCAUCAACAGCCAUGUCAGAGCAGCUGGGAUACCAAUACUGGACACCUUCAACAUGACAGACGGCAUCAUGAGCUACGACGGGGCACACUACGGGUUCGGAAUUAACAUGAUCAAAUCUCAGAUUGUGUUUAACUACCUUACACAUCUGCGGGCACAUGGCAUAUGGUGACUCAGCAUAAAGUGUGAGUGUGUGCAGGCAUGUGGCAUGUGAUGCAUAUUUAAGCAAUAGGUGUAUGCUGAGGGAUUGUGUGGCUGAGUGAAAUAGUCCUAUUUUCUUUUUC